AUGUUGCGUCUCCGAAAAGCAUUUCGCUACCCGGAAUCGGAUAAUGAUGAUAGUUCACGUGAAGAACUGGACGAGCAGGAGCAGGAAACCCUAAUUCAAAGUCUUCGCCGCCAGGAUGAAGAGCGGAAUGCCCAAUACAAGGUAGGCUACGAUCUCAACCCUGGUCCCGCUCGUCAUAGACUAAUACUUUCACAGCUGGUGUUUACAAUACUCCCAUUGGUUUCAUCUAUCAUCUAUUUUCCCCGUUCCCUUGCGCCAAGUAACACCCCUUUGCAGACCGCUUUCUGUGUAUUGGGAAUCGCGUCCUUGGUAGCAACCGCAUAUAUUAUGUGGGCCGUGACACCAACUCGCCCAGACAGAAAGGGAAAGCGUCCGAUUAGAGAUAUUGAGCGCGAGAAUGGAUUCCUCAAACGAUAUUUAGCUCAGAUCAAUUUCCUGGCUUGCGCCUCUCUUUCGGUCGCUGCGUGCUUCGUUGGAGACCCAUCUGGCUCCAAAGACUUACUACGGGUACUAUAUGUUGUGCCAGGCGCGGUAUAUCUUGUUGUCUACAUUGUGCGGAAAACGAUGAUGUCUGUCGACAUUGGGGAAUUGGAACGCCUCCGCUAUGAAUUCAAAGGGGCUUGA
Molecule: messenger RNA, 624 nt
Organism: Uncinocarpus reesii 1704
Lineage: Eukaryota; Fungi; Ascomycota; Eurotiomycetes; Onygenales; Onygenaceae
Exons: 3
Coding region: 1-624 (207 amino acids)
Source: RefSeq, a predicted model, not a curated record